Molecule: messenger RNA, 1557 nt
Organism: Drosophila montana
Lineage: Eukaryota; Metazoa; Arthropoda; Insecta; Diptera; Drosophilidae
Exons: 2
Coding region: 1-1557 (518 amino acids)
Source: RefSeq, a predicted model, not a curated record
AUGCUGGCCAAAUCAUUAAUAUUGGUAAUCAUCAGCCUGGCAGCAUCUACGGCCCAAUUUAGCCAGGUUCCGCGCAAGCACUGGAGACGCGCGGCCGUCCAUGGCGCCUUCGAUGUGGAUGCCUAUGCGUACAACAAGCCGAUGGUGAAUCUGGUGGGACAUUUGCCCCGAGCUGGCCACCCGCUGCCCAUGGACCAGCUGCUGGAGCAGCUUGCGCAGAGCAGUCGACUCCGGGCCUUGCCAAAGGCGCAAUACAGGAAUCUCGACCGGGAGUCGUCGCCCCCAAAUGGAGAGUCAAGACAAUCGGGUGCUGAUUUCGGAGGCAGCCUGGAACCGGCGGCAUUAGCUGCCCUAAACCGUCAGUUGGCCAAGCUGCAAAUGAAUUUAAGUACGGAUCAAGCGAAUAUAUAUUCGCACGAGUUUCACGUGCAAAACAAGGGCAACAGGAAAAUUGUGCUAAUAAAUACGCUGGACAAACCCAAGACAGAGGAAGAGACGGAGCAGGAGCAGCAGCAGGGUCCACUGAAUGUUAAAUUGGCAUUACCUGUGCUCGGCGAGGAUGAGGUGGUAACAAAGAAGGUCGAUUCCAACAAAAUUGUGAUGAACACUGAAGCAAUUAGCUCUAUGAAUGCGGAGCAAUCCAAAAUGGAGGCUAUGUCGCAGUCAGCUCAGGAGUCUAAGAAGACCAAAGGGCCAAAUGACAGCAAAAAGCGAGCAAAUGAUGCGACAACAAUCGAAAUGGAAUCAACAGCAACAACAGUUGUCGAGCCAGGACAGCAGCAGCAUUUGGAGACUAUUGUCAAUGCAAAGCAGGAGCAGGAUGAGGGACAGCUACAGCAGAAGGUGAAGAAGCAGCAGCUAAAGGUAAAACAGCACCAGGCAGUGGAGGAGGGGCAGCAGCAGGGGGAGAUGCCAAGCGAGAUGCAGCAGCAGAAGGAAAAGCAACUGCAGCAGGCGCAUCAGUUGCAGAUGAAGUCAAAGAAGGGUCAGAGCGUUGAUGACGUUGCCAUUGCCAAGAAACGUGACAGGCCCAAUGACAAUGAUGGCCAAGCAAAUCCAGAGACAGAGACCAAGCGACCAACUGGAGCUGGAGCUGGAGCUGUAGCCGGAGCAGCAGAUAAGCCUCUUCGUCUGAAGUCCAAGCGCAGGCAAACACAAACAAAAACCAAGAUACCAAAUGAAAUUGAUACAAAGCCCAAUGCUUCAAGUGAUCCACACUCCGACGCUCCAACGAGUACGGCUCGCCCGGCUCCAACUGAUGAAAAGCUGACGACUGCCAGAGCAGAUGUCAAAGCGCCGGCCAUGGCAAUCAACAGCCAGGCUGCCACACGCAGGCCAAUCCUGAAAAAGGGUAACAAAAUGCCCGGCAAGGGCAAAGGGAAGCGUAGGGGCGCUCAACGGCGACCCAGUGCAGCAGCAGCUGCUGAUGAGCAGGAUAUCGAAACUACGACAAAUUGGUGGCACAUACUACCAUAUGCGGAAAUUAGAAAAUUUUUGAAUACCAUCUAUGAUAGCAUGGCCGACGAGGCGGACGACGAGCGUGCCCAGCGGAUAUGA